AUGGAGAAACAGCUUUGCCCGUAUUUGACCUCAGGUUAUAUAUUGCAGAUUGCCUUUUUCCUCCACCACCUCCUCACGUCGUUCCUCAUUCCGCCACGGCCUCAUGUCGUUCCUCCACCACCACCUCACGUCAUUCCUCAUCCGCCACGGCCUCAUGUCGUUCCUCCACCACCUCCGUUCCACCCCAUUGCGCCACCCCCUCAUGUUCAUCCACCACCGCCUCCGGACAAUGCUCCUACUGUGGUCAUAGUGAUCUUCGUCUCGUUCGGAUGCUUCUUCUUCGCCGCCUUCUGCUGCUUUGCUCUUUGGUGCUUGAUCAAGAAUAGGAAACAUAAGAAGAUGGUGAACGAAACCGAUAUCAUACGUACUGAUGAACAUCUGAAGGUGAAAGAGGCCAUCAUUCAAGGCCCCAACGGGCCGGAGCUCGUCGUCUUAUCCAUAGAAGAUGACAAGCAUACUCAAGAAGAGAUCAUCAAGAAUGAGAAGAUGGAAAUGAAGCACUUGCAUGCAAAUGCAAAAUCUGGAGAAAUUGCUGCAACUGAUCAUCUUCCUUGAGGCUGGGAUUCUUCUUCGAAUCCUAGUAAUUAUCAAACUCAAACUUUUAUAACACAAGCUUUGAAAGAAUGUAAUAAGAUGUGGCAGCUGCUGAAAACUAAACAAAUCAUUUGAGAAUUUGAUGUUGUUAAUUCAUUAAAGUCAAUGAGUAAGAAUUUGAACCA
Salvia miltiorrhiza (redroot sage) is the source of this 719-nucleotide messenger RNA. RefSeq names its product protein TRACHEARY ELEMENT DIFFERENTIATION-RELATED 7A-like. The coding region runs from base 1 to 555 and encodes 184 amino acids. The transcript has 2 exons. NCBI's taxonomy places the organism in Eukaryota, Viridiplantae, Streptophyta, Magnoliopsida, Lamiales, Lamiaceae. Gene Ontology annotation, biological process: plant-type secondary cell wall biogenesis. The record is from RefSeq and is a predicted model, not a curated record.